This is a messenger RNA of Linum trigynum, 1985 nucleotides long. Lineage: Eukaryota; Viridiplantae; Streptophyta; Magnoliopsida; Malpighiales; Linaceae. The record is from the annotation of a GenBank genome assembly.
UUUCUUAGACCACAACGACCAUUAUCAAAGAAUUGGACGGACGGGGUCUGCUCGUCGACGACGAACGCGGUCUGCUUACUGAUGUCGGACAGGGUCUACCCCGGCGGUGGUGGUCUAGUGCUGGCGACAACCCUCAAAAGAAAAAACGAAGCCCCUGAUCCGAACUCUCUACUCAAUCAAGUCCAUUUCCACCUUCACCUUCCUUCCCAAGAACCUCAGCUGGCAACCGAGCCCGAAAAUGUCCCCCAAACUCCACUCCCGCCAAAUCCGGCCUCCGGCAGCCCUCUUUAUCAGGAGAACUGGCGGAGGCCCGUCCAGAGUCACCGCGUGGCGCUGCCUCAGUCCUUCAACCCGUUCCAGCAAGCUCCUGUCGACCCUUUGCUGGCAAUGUAUCAGGCUUACGAUGUGAGCUCACUGCUGAACUUGUUCGCCGAUUGGACGACGUCGCAGCGGUGGUCGGACAUGAAGGAGCUAUUCGAGUGCUGGGUGCGGUCGUUGGACAAUAAUGGGAGCCCCCACAAGCCAGAUGUGGAUCUGUACAACCAUUACUUGAGGGCGAAUCUAAUGAUGGAUGCUACUGCUGGCGAUUUGCUUGAUUUGGUUGCGCAGAUGGGGGAUUUCAUUCUUGCGCCAAAUACAGCUUCUUUCAAUUUGGUGCUGAAAGCUAUGAACCAGGCCAGAGAGACUGAGACUGCAGAGAAGUUGCUGCAACGGAUGCAGAUCACAGGGAAAGAAUCCCAGCCAGAUGACGAGUCAUAUGACUUGGUCAUUAGCAUGCUGUUCCAGACAGGCCAGAUUGAUUCUGCCUUGAAGUAUAUUGAGAAGACCUUGAAAAUGGGUGGCAUUUUAUCCAUGAGAGUAUUUAAUAACUGUGUGCAGACUUGUAUUCGCAAACGGAGACUCGAUGUGUUGGCAUCUAUUAUUGAGAAAUGCAAGACAACGGAUCAGAACAAAGCACUCUCACCAACGUGGAACAUGUGCUACAACAUUGCUGAAGCUGCAAUGGAGGGGGAUAACAGUACCCUUGCAUUCUAUGCUCUAGAGUUCAUGGCCAAAUGGAUAGCCAGAGGGGAGAUUGCUCGGCCUGCUAUGCAUCAUAGGCAGUUCUUCGUCGUUCAUUACGUGGUGUACUAUCAACUGGAGAAUUUGAGCAAAGCUCAACCACCAUUCAGAUCUGUUGCUGCUUUUAACUGUGUAAUAUUGGGGUGUGCGAAUGUAUGGGACCUUAACCGUGCAUACCAGACAUUUGAGGCUAUUGGGCCUUCUUUUGGUUUGGCCCCUGAUAUUCACUCAUUUAAUGCAUUGAUGUUUGCAUUUGGAAGGUCGAAGAAGACAGAUGAAGCUUCAAAGGUGCUUGAACACAUGAUAGGCUUGGGCAAUGCAAUGUCAUAUUCAUUGAUCAUCGAUGCUCAUCUCAUCAACCGAGAUGUAAAAGCUGCUUUAUCCACUAUUGGCCAGAUGGUAUCUGAAGGAUAUCUCCCCACAAAGGAAAUCCUAAAGAAGGUCAGAAGACGUUGUGUACGCGAGAUGGACUAUGAUAACGAUAAAAAAGUGGGUUCUUUGGCUACGCAGUUCAACAUUAGACUGGGUGGAGAGAAUCGUAGGAACAUGCUAUUCAAUCUCCAAUAUAGCACCGAUUUGCUUGAUGGGACGACUCAUGAAUUUUCUUGGUCGAUCUUAGUUGACAUGCACCUAGCUCGAUCUUGUUCUCUGUUAUUCGUUACAUCAGUUCCUGCUUGUAAAUUACCUGAGAAUGUACGCUGCUUCGAGCAAUGAUUACUAACUAGAAUCAUCAACCCACAACAAAAAGCUCUUUACGUGGGUUCUGAGCUCUGGUAGCAGUGAGAUAUGGAUUGGCAAGAAUUUUGUAAUAAUUGGUAGAAUUUUUGGAUUUGAAGUUGAGUUACUGCCACGCUUCAUGCUAGGAGAGCUUUCCUAAUUCUUGUAGGAUAAUCCUCCUUGCAGUAUAAAAUGUUUUGCUAGGU